Molecule: messenger RNA, 336 nt
Organism: Lodderomyces jiufengensis
Lineage: Eukaryota; Fungi; Ascomycota; Pichiomycetes; Serinales; Debaryomycetaceae
Gene: CYC1
Product: cytochrome c
Exons: 1
Coding region: 1-336 (111 amino acids)
Biological process (GO): mitochondrial electron transport, ubiquinol to cytochrome c; mitochondrial electron transport, cytochrome c to oxygen
Cellular component (GO): mitochondrial intermembrane space
Molecular function (GO): heme binding; electron transfer activity
Source: RefSeq, a predicted model, not a curated record
AUGCCAGCUAAAUACGAAAAAGGUUCAGAAAAAAAAGGUGCAACUUUAUUUAAAACCAGAUGUUUACAAUGUCAUACUGUUGAAAAAGGUGGUGCAAACAAAGUUGGUCCAAAUUUACAUGGUGUUUUUGGUAGAAAAUCAGGUCAUGCUGAAGGUUUCUCAUAUACCGAUGCUAACAAAAAGAAAGGAGUUACUUGGGAAGAACAAUCAAUGCAUGAUUAUUUAGAAAAUCCAAAAAAAUAUAUUCCAGGUACUAAAAUGGCUUUUGGUGGUUUGAAAAAAGCUAAAGAUAGAGAUGAUUUAGUUACUUAUUUAAAGAAAGCUACUUCAUCUUAA